CACAUUUCUCCAUCAUAUAACUAUCUCAGUAGAAUUUGUAUCUGCCUUUCUGUCGCAUUCCAAAAGAUGGGUGUUUUGGAAAAGAUAAAAGCAAUUGAGGAGGAGAUGGCGAGGACCCAAAAGAAUAAGGCCACGGAAUAUCAUCUGGGUCUUCUAAAAGCAAAGCUUGCCCGAUAUCGUGCUGAAUUACUAGAGCCGACUUCCAAGUCGGGUGGCGCUGGUACUGGCUUCGAAGUGCAGAAAUCUGGUGAUGCUCGAGUGGCCUUGAUUGGAUUUCCGUCCGUCGGAAAGUCCACUUUCCUGAGUAAGAUGACGCACACCGAGUCGGAAGCAGCGGCGUACGAGUUCACUACUUUAACUGCAAUUCCGGGCGUUAUAGAGUACUCAGGUGCACGCAUACAACUCCUGGAUUUGCCAGGUAUUGUUGAGGGAGCAAGUCAAGGUCGUGGUCGAGGUCGCCAAGUGGUAGCAGUCGCAAAGACGGCCGACUUGAUUAUUAUGAUGUUGGAUGCUACUAAAUCUGUAGAGCAGCGGAGAUUGCUCGAGAUCGAGCUAGAUGCUGUUGGAAUUCGACUUAACAAACGCAGACCUGACAUUGUUGUAAAGCGGAAGACCACUGGAGGAGUAAGCAUUAAUACAACAGUCAAGAUGACGAGAACCGAUGAGAAGACGAUAAGGACAAUUCUAGCAGGAUACAAGAUGCACAACAGCGAUGUUAUGAUUCGAGAAGAUGUAUCAACUGACGAGUUCAUCGACGUCCUCAUUGGCACUCGCAAAUAUAUACCCUGUUUGUACGUCUAUAACAAGGUCGACUCCAUAAGCCUGGAGCAGGUCGAUAAGUUAGCAAGAGAGGAUCACACAGCUGUUAUCAGUUGUGAAAUGGAUCUAAAUCUGGAUUACCUCCUAGAAAAAAUGUGGGAAUACCUCGACCUUGUAAAGGUUUAUACGAAGAAGCGUGGACAACAUCCUGACCUGACGGAUCCAAUCUGCCUUCGGAAAGGAGCGACGAUCGAAGAUGUAUGCCAGGGAAUACACCGUUCUCUGGCUUCAAACUUCCGGUAUGCACUAGUCUGGGGGAAAUCCAGCAAAUUUGCACCACACGCCCAGAAGGUCGGACUCAAUCAUGCCGUUGCGGACGAUGAUGUUGUAUCAAUCUUCACGAAGUAAAAGAAUAGAUUUCCCGUCCAUGAUUAGGACGACUUGUUUUGGAGAAUUAGUUGCUUUGAAGGAAGGAAAUGAAUAUGUCUUAAUGUAUCAAGGUUAAG
Messenger RNA from Fomitiporia mediterranea MF3/22, 1265 nucleotides. RefSeq names its product developmentally regulated GTP-binding protein. The coding region runs from base 67 to 1167 and encodes 366 amino acids. Gene Ontology annotation, biological process: cytoplasmic translation. Gene Ontology annotation, molecular function: GTPase activity; GTP binding. The record is from RefSeq and is a predicted model, not a curated record. The transcript is spliced from 20 exons. Gene Ontology annotation, cellular component: cytoplasm. NCBI's taxonomy places the organism in Eukaryota, Fungi, Basidiomycota, Agaricomycetes, Hymenochaetales, Hymenochaetaceae.